Messenger RNA from Corylus avellana, 2063 nucleotides. RefSeq names its product proteinaceous RNase P 2. Gene Ontology annotation, biological process: tRNA 5'-leader removal. Gene Ontology annotation, molecular function: ribonuclease P activity; protein binding. Lineage: Eukaryota; Viridiplantae; Streptophyta; Magnoliopsida; Fagales; Betulaceae. The record is from RefSeq and is a predicted model, not a curated record.
CUAUACCAAAAUUAGGGUUUUUGAGGCUCUGGGGGUUUUUGCUCAGACUUGCAUCAAUGGAGACCACCAACUUCCCAAACCGACCAUCCAUCAAGGACAAGAAGAAGAAAAAGAACCAGACCCCAGAAUCCGAAUUCCAUUCGGACCUCACUCUAUGCACCAAGAACAACGACCUGCGCAGCGCAAUCUCCCUUUACGAGACCGCAAUUUUACAAGGCUUGCGCCUGAACCAGCACCACUUCAAUGCCCUCCUCUACCUCUGCUCCAACACAGUCACAGACGCAUCACUGAAAACCUUAGCUUUGGACCACGGCUUUCGCAUAUUCGACCACAUGCUGUCAAACAACGUCCACCCCAAUGAGGCCUCGAUCACCGCCGUCGCUCGCCUAGCCGCGGCGAAGGGAGACGGGGAUUAUGCUUUCGGCUUGGUCAAGAGCAUGUGGAAGUAUGGAACUGCGCCGAGAUUGCGCACGUAUGACCCGGCAUUGAUGUGUUUCUGUGAGAAUUUGGAGGCGGAGAAGGCGUAUGAGGUGGAGGAGCAUAUGGGUGUGAUGGGGGUGAGUGUGGAGGAAUCAGAGCUUGCUGCGUUGUUGAAGGUGAGCGCGGAGACGGGGAGGGGAGAGAGGGUUUAUGGGUAUUUGCAUAAGUUGAGGAAUUCGGUGAGGAGCGUUGGCAAAUCGACGGUGAAGUUUAUCGAGGGUUGGUUCAGCAGUGGGAAGGCUAGGGAGGUGGGAGAGGUGAAUUCGGAGGUGGGGAGAGUGAAAGAGGCGGUGUCGAGGAACGGGGGAGGAUGGCAUGGUUUGGGGUGGAUUGGGAAGGGGGAUUGGGUUGUGAAGAGGGCGAAUGUGGAUUCGGCUGGGCGGUGCAGAGGUUGUGGGGAGCAAUUGGUGCGUGUGGAUAUAGAUGAUGCGGAGACGGAGAGGUUUGCGCGGUCGGUGGCUGCGUUGGCUAUGGAAAGGGAGGUCAAGGCAAACUUUAGCGAGUUUCAGGGUUGGCUGGAAAAACAUGCUGAUUUUGAAUUUAUAGUGGAUGGAGCAAAUAUUGGGCUCUACCAACAAAAUUUUGCAGAUGGCGGAUUCAGUGUUUCUCAGCUUGAUGCUGUUGUUAAAGAAUUGUACAAUAGGAGCGGAAACAAAUGGCCACUGGUUGUCUUGCAUAAUAAACGCCUUCCGUCGCUUCUGGAAAAUCCUUCCCAAAGAAAGCUGGUAGAGGAGUGGAUGGAUAAAGGCGUUCUUUAUAUGACACCAACUGGUUCUAAUGACGAUUGGUAUUGGCUAUAUGCUGCAGUCAAAGUCCAGUGUUUACUUGUGACAAAUGAUGAAAUGAGAGAUCACAUUUUUGAACUCCUAGGGAGUAGCUUUUUCCUCAAGUGGAAAGAAAGACAUCAAGUUCGGUAUACUUUUGGGAAGGGCAAUGUGAAACUUCAGAUGCCGCCUUCAUAUUCAUCUGUUAUCCAGGAAUCAGAGAAAGGAUCGUGGCAUGUGCCUAUUGCUGCCGACAGCGAUAAUGAGUGCGAGGAGUCUUCGAGAACUUGGCUCUGCAUUACUAGGCCAAGUGCUUGUGAAGCUUCUGAUGAAGUUCCAACCAAUGUGGAAAGUUCUGAAAAUGGUCAUCCCAUCUCCAACCUUGCAUCAACAAAUCCUUCGAAGUCAGAGAGUGUUACAAGUAGCAAUGGCUUACAUUGCAGCGCGGAGUCCUUUCAGUUUUCUGAAGAAGUUCCAAUCAAUAAAGCUACUUCCUCGACAGGUAAAAGAAAAGAGAGGUCCCCAUCUCCUUCCAACUAAUGCUUUUUAAUAAAAGCCUUCACUUGCUUCUUUGUCAUGGACUGCUUGGGAGAUGCCCUUGAUCAAGUCAGAUGGAGUAAAGCAGCAGCAGCAGCAAUGGCCUAUUGUAAGUUAACGUUUUUAAACACUUGCAGUGGUCUUCAUGCAAUCAACACCUACAGUUGAGGAUUUUUGCCUUUUCUUAGUCUACAUCAUGGAGUUGAUAAAUUGUCUUGUAACCCAAUGUUAUACUGUAUAAUAAUUAAUCAAGAUAAUUAAAAACCAAGUUUCCAACAACAA